Penicillium verhagenii is the source of this 1527-nucleotide messenger RNA. RefSeq lists its product as uncharacterized. Gene Ontology annotation, molecular function: protein binding. Bases 1 to 1527 code for a protein of 508 amino acids. The record is from RefSeq and is a predicted model, not a curated record. The transcript has a single exon. NCBI's taxonomy places the organism in Eukaryota, Fungi, Ascomycota, Eurotiomycetes, Eurotiales, Aspergillaceae.
AUGGAGUCUUCAAACGACAAUCCCAACACUAUUGUCGAAUGCAAGUGCAACCAAAGGGGCAGAACGACAGUUUUUGAGGUCGCCGCGCAAGGCACUCUAGACGACCUUCAUAAAUACCUUGAAACUGGAUGGCAGCAUUUCCUUCAACAACAAGAACAUGCUGCCAAUGAGUUGCCACCCUGUCUAUUGGAUGCAGGGCAUUCAACAUACUGGUCGAAAAGAAAAGACGAAUUCUGCAACCAAACAAAUUGCGUUUACAGUCCCAACUACGCCACAUCAUGGCACCCUCUCCCAGAUUGCUACAGUGCUCUGAUAGCAGCGAUUCGAGCCCGGUCGGCGGAAAAGGUUGAACUUCUGCUGAAACUUGGAGCGAACCCAGACGGGUACCAAACCUCGGCAUUUGAAACCUGGCAGGCGCUGUUUCUUCGCUUCCGAGCAAAAGUCGACCUCAAUAAUCUAUGGGAUGAUUACCAGAGAACCGAAAUUCUAGCUGAUAUUCCGACACAGCAGACGGUUCCUGUUACCGAAGCAGAAGUGGGGUCGCGACACUUGAUAGAAUUCUGGAAGGGAGAAACAGAAUCGUCCCUUUGCGACGAGUAUCCAAAUUUUGGACAUCCCCUGGUUAUUGCAGCUGGAUCGGGACUAAUCACAAUCAUGGAACAACUUCUUGCUACAGACGUGGAUACCUCGUUUUGGACGGCGUUUCCCGCGCUGAGGAACAUACCGGAGCCACCGACACCCUCCUCUCUGGCCCUCUCCUCUCCAAUUCAUGCGGCAAUCUCAAGCGCCACUCAGAGCAUAGAGACAAUUCAGCAUCUAAUUCAAGGUGGCUUCAACCCAAACGUUCUUCCGCUUGGGGACGUAUGUACCAGCAUCACUCCUCUGAUGGCAACUUUCCUUCAGUGUGAACCUUGGAAUGAAAUGGCGUACGAGGUCUUGGCGAAUGACCCUCGUAUCGAUUUCAUCAUCCGCACCCCAUACCUCCUUGUCAACAUAUUGCACGUGGCGACAGCUUAUUCCCUGCAGGCUCUGCAACGUGUCGAGCAGAGUAUUCCCCUCGAGGCUGCUGGUGCAACCGCUGCAGGGCACACACUUCUUCAUAUCGCGUGUAUGUCGUCCAUGAUACAGCACCACGCAUCCAAAACGCGUGAAUCUAUUCAUAAUCUCCGGUGCAAGGCUAAAGGUUCCUCCUCGAUACAGCAGUGCGAGUUGGAAUUCCCGGCUCAAAUGGAGAUGUUAGGUUAUCUCCUGUCCUCGGGAUUUGAACCGUAUAUUGGAUUCCAGGACUCGGACUUGAAUACUCCACUGCAUUAUCUGGCUGGGGCUCGUGUUAUCAAUGAAAAUGCAAUCACAUUGCUUCGUGGGCUGUCGGAUGGUGAAAGGGUAUGGCGGGAGGUGAAAAACUGGUAUGGGUAUACUGCCGAGGAGAUAUGGGAACAGAAUCGUCGCAUCAGAACGCAAAAGGACGACUGGUAUGGAGGGACAACACGCAAGGUGGCAAAGAUACCACCCGGCUACGAACUAUAG